AUGGCAUUUCGACGAUUCCCCCCGACUUGCGUUUUGGAGGUGGAGCGGAAAUUUCGCUCGUUUGCAGUCUCCAAACUGACCCGAUGCGGUGGGAUUCCUCAUUUCAAAAGCCUACAGGAACUUCCAGUGCAGACAAUUCGCGACUCUUACUACGACAAGUCGAGUCUCCUCUCGUCGGCUGGAGCCUGGAUCCGGAAAAGAGACGGGCAGUGGGAAGCCAAAAUUAAAAAGGGCGGAUCUUUUACCAAUUCGAGAUUCGAAGAGCUCAACAACGUUGACGAUAUAUCGGCGUACAUCAAACGCACCACUGCCAUCGACGAUCCCGCAGCACGAAACUUUGGUCUUGAUCCCAUUGCCAUCUUUUCCACUACGCGCGAAUCGUGGAUAGCCGACGACGAGUUCCAUAUUGUGCUCGAUACCAUGGACUUUGGUCACCAAGUUGGGGAGGUCGAGCUGCAAAAGUCCUUGGCUGGCGAAUCCACUGAGCAGCAGAAGCAAGAUGAAAUGCGGGUGAUGGAUGAGAGGGUGGCGGCCUUUAUGAAGACGUAUGCAUGGGCGUUUUCUGAAGGCCAGCCAAAGGGCAAGUUGACGGCAUAUUUUGAGCGUCAGCGGAGAAAUUCUGCAUGA
Trichoderma aggressivum f. europaeum is the source of this 627-nucleotide messenger RNA. RefSeq lists its product as uncharacterized. The coding region runs from base 1 to 627 and encodes 208 amino acids. Gene Ontology annotation, molecular function: magnesium ion binding; thiamine triphosphate phosphatase activity. NCBI's taxonomy places the organism in Eukaryota, Fungi, Ascomycota, Sordariomycetes, Hypocreales, Hypocreaceae. The record is from RefSeq and is a predicted model, not a curated record. Gene Ontology annotation, biological process: thiamine diphosphate metabolic process; dephosphorylation; thiamine metabolic process. The transcript has a single exon.